CGCCCGCCGCUACCGCCGGCCGGCCGACCUCCCUCCUCGGCCGGCACGAGCCACGGCAGUAUCACUCGUCUCGAGACCAAGUGAGAGAGAGAGAGAGAGCAGUGCGCGGUAGCAAAGUAGAGCCGCAAGAGAAGGAGACGCUGAGGCAUUGAGAGAGGCCCUGCAGGAGAAGGUCAGACGUUGGCUAAGGGAGGGAGGGGGGAACACUCAGGGCACACUCUGGGACGAGGCGUGAUGAACACCGAUGAGUCGAGGCUGAUGGCUGGAGGGGAGCAGUUGGCAAGGGAAAGGGAAGCGAGGUGGACAGCCAUGCUGGACAAGUCUACCAAUGUAGCUCGGCCUGCUGGCAUGCUGUUGGCAAAGAGAGUUCCCACAUCAAGCGGGCAAAGCUGUUGGAAGCACGGAUCGGCGGGCGGCGAGUCGAGGAGGCCGAGGCCGACAGCGACGGUCGUGAGCUGUGCGCGGGCUUGUCGCCAGCGUAUGUGGCGGCGCGUGCGGCACUUGAUGUGGUACGCAAGGCUGAGGAGGACGAGAAUGUGGCACCUUCCGGAGACUAUGGCCACGGGAAGUGGGCCAGCGGCGGGGCGGCGGCGAUGGAGGUGGGCAGCUCUCACGAGUGCAGCGCGCCGCUGCUGCCUCCGGGGCCGCCGGUGGUGCUCGUGAUGCUUCCGGGCGCGGCGUCGCUGUUGCCUGUGGAGAGCGUGCGCGGCAUGCGGCGGAAGCGGGGCGUCGGCGAGGUAUUCAACGACGACGAGCCGGACGCGAGCGCGGCGAUGAUGAUGGUUGAGUAAAGAGAUGGAGGAAGAAAGGGA
Molecule: messenger RNA, 812 nt
Organism: Thecamonas trahens ATCC 50062
Lineage: Eukaryota; Apusomonadida; Apusomonadidae
Exons: 1
Coding region: 235-663 (142 amino acids)
Source: RefSeq, a predicted model, not a curated record